Trichomycterus rosablanca is the source of this 3621-nucleotide messenger RNA. RefSeq names its product phosphatase and actin regulator 2 (gene phactr2). Lineage: Eukaryota; Metazoa; Chordata; Actinopteri; Siluriformes; Trichomycteridae. Gene Ontology annotation, biological process: actin cytoskeleton organization. The coding region runs from base 171 to 2000 and encodes 609 amino acids. The transcript has 13 exons. Gene Ontology annotation, molecular function: actin binding. The record is from RefSeq and is a predicted model, not a curated record.
AGGGUUUGAGACGUUUCGAGUCGUUUUCUCAGCAGUCGCAGCAGCUUUGUGCUCCAGUCUGAGUUAACUGAACCCUGGACAAACUUCAGGUCAGAAUGAAGAAGAAAAAGUAGCGAUGGAAGCUCGCGCUGGGUUCACUUAACGAUCCGGUACAGCGGAAAGACUCGGACAUGGGUCAGACAUCAGUGUCCAGCCUGGGUCCCGAGAGCUCCGUGGAGGGACUGGAAAAAGCUUCUCUGGCCAAUUGCGACAUGGUGGUAGACGCUUCCCAGGCCUCUCAGCUGAAAGGAAAGGGCAAGCUGUCGUCGCUGGGCAAAAUCUUCAAACCCUGGAAGUGGCGCAAGAAAAGAACCAGCGACAAGUUUCAGGAUCUAUCCAAAGUUCUGGAGAGGAAAAUCUCCACCAGACAGACCAGAGAGGAGCUGAUUAAGAAGGGGGUUCUUAUUCCAGAUCAAGAUGAAGCGGUCAGCACCGAGACUCCAAACGGACAUGCGGUUUCCAGCGGAGUUACUGAGGAGGUGAAAGUGGAUAUCGAGUCUCCAGAAACUCCGGCCGAGGUGAAGACAGAGGCGACAACAGAGGCCCAAAUCACAGAAGAGAGCUGUCGCCCCGCCUGCGCACCGGUAGAAAAGAAAGAAAAGCCACGCAGCCCGAAGGCCGGCACUUCGGCCGCUCAGAAACCGGCCGCUAAAAAACAGCAGGCCGCGGCCAGCAAGGCACCGAGCGGGCCGGCGGGGGCGGCGGGCGCGGGGGCCAGGAAGGACGCCAAGUCGGGGGGUAAAAAAGUACCGAAGGGUACGGGCAAACAGGCCUCCGCUCCUCCGCCCAAACAAAACACAAGAACCACGACCACCACAGCACGUGGAAACGGUAAACCCUCCAAUCCUAAAAAGACCACCGCCGCUUCUAAGAGCUCCCCUCAGAACUCCGGAAAAACCUCAGCGAGCGGCGUGAAGAACCACAAGGACAACCUCUCUGAACUGACCCCACCGGAGACCAAGUCCGGAAAGAAGUCCAGAUCGCCUCAGCCGCGGGUCAGAACCACUCCGGCUAAAGACGCAAACUCUUCCGCUAAAGAGCAGAAGAGCGUCGGCGUGGCUCCCGGUGCGGACGCGAAGGCGAGUAAGGAGGCGUCUCAGGUUCACGAGGAGGUUCAGAAACAGACUGAAUCUACUGCGCAGUCGAAGGAACGUCGAGCACACGGGGAUAAAGCUGCGGAGGAGACGGCCUUUACUGCGAGUGCACCUUCUACUGACACGUCAGGAAACGGUCGGGGUCCAGAGCCCACCCCAGAGGGCACCACGACUAAAGCAGAUGGAGACCAAGACAGUGACGGAAGCAGGAAACCACAGGGUGUGAACGUGGAAAGUCCAGAAGUGACCGUCAUCCCUGAUUCUGCCCGAGAGACGCAGGUCAGCGACUCCGACUCGGAUGGACCCAUUCUGUACAAGGAUGAAGACGAGGAGGAGGAUGAGGAGGACGAGUAUACCUCCAGUUCCCUUGCCAGUAAAAUCCGCCGCAGAGACACACUGGCCAUCAAACUGGGCAACAGGCCCAGCAAGAAAGAGCUGGAGGAGAAGAAUAUUCUCCCGAGGACGUCGGAGACGGAGAGACAGGAACUGCGACAGCGGAUUGGCUGCAAACUAGUGAGACGGCUGAGUCAGAGACCCACCACAGAAGAGCUGGAGCAGAGGAACAUCUUGAAACAAAAGAACGAGGAAGAGGAGCACGAAGCCAAGCAAGAAUUAAAAAGGCGACUUUCUCGAAAGCUGAGUCUCAGGCCCACGGUCGCGGAGUUAGUGGAGCGGAGGAUCCUGCGCUUUAACGAGUACGUCGAGGUGACCGAUGCGAAGGACUACGAUCGACGUGCGGAUAAACCCUGGACCAGGCUGACCCCUGCUGACAAAGCUGCUAUACGGAAGGAGCUUAACGAGUUCAAAAGCAAAGAGAUGGAGGUUCAUGAGGACAGUAAACAGUUUACCAGGUUCCAUCGGCCCUGAAGCCUCCUCUGGUCCGAGAGGCUGGACCGGUGCCCUGAACGGCCUCACUUCCUGUUACUUCACUUUGUACUGUGGUGCCAAGAGCCGAGCUCCGUCACACGCCGCCGCGCCGCGGAUCAGCCGGACCGCCACAGAGCGAGAGACCUCGGCGCAGGGACUCACGGGGGCCUCGCUCUGUCCCGGCUUUCUUUGCACACACACUAAGGACGAGACGUGGAUUAUUUUCAGUUUGUCUCAGGAGAAGCGCCGCUGUGUAUAAGGGGGCAGGGUUUAGCCGGGCGGGGGGACCCCACUAGCUGUAACGUUGGUAGAAGAUGCCCCCAUUUCAAAUAUACAAAUAAAUUAUUUAAUAAAAUGUGAUCCACAUUUUAGCCUGUGUUCAAAAUGUCAUUGAAAUAGUUCCUUCUCAGUCGGUUAUUCAGUCGGUUUGGGACAGAACAUCAACCUUCAGUUUGUGGAGUGUCUGUAUUGUGGUGCCAUCAGCCAAUCAGCAUUCAUUAGCAUGCUAAAUCACGAUAAUACAGCUAGCGGACGCCGUUUUAAGACCUGGAGGUCAUGCUGACCACUCUCUCCAGUUCCUGGUUAGCGCACCGUCAUGAUUACGUGUCCACGUCCAGAAGAAAUCCUUUUUCUACGUUUGACUAGUUUUAAAAUGCUAUUACGAGGUUAUAGGUGGAGUCUUAUAUUCUAAAUAUUCCUGCAUGCUAAAAAUAAAACUAUAUCCUCUUUUUUUGGUAAUUUAGACCCAAAUUUGGACGUUUGAAUGAAUUCUGAGUAACGAGGGCUGGGUACAGAAUCAAAAAAUCUGAUUUUCGACCUUAUUACACUCGGGUAUUGACAGACAGGUGACGAAUUUAAAUAAAACCAAGUAAAUAAUCAUUGUGAGCGUAUAAUGUGGGAAUCACAGCAAUUCAGAGCGUCAAUACAGGUAUAAAGUGGAUAUUUUAUUGGAAGAAUGAGGUUAUCAUCCUCCAGUCCCAUCCAGAGACUUAUAUUGAUUAUAGAAUCUACACCUAGGUGCAUUAAAGCUGAUCUGAAAGCUCGGGCAUCUCUCUUUGGUAUCUCUCAUUUUCCUCAUCACACAUCUGUAAAUUCAUUUUUAAAUAAUAUUCUAGGUAUAACUAAAUGGUUUUGUAUAGCAUUUAGCUAAUUUUGUACCUACAGUCUGUAUCGAUCGGCCUGAGCGUUGCGUUAUGAAUCAUGUAUUGAUCGCGGUAAGAUCGGACCCUCGGGCUUCUUUUUAACUCAUUACCGAGACGCUAUUUACACAUUUGAACUAAAUUCUAGCUGUACACAUGUAGUCGAUGUAUUUAAGAUGAACUUUUAGAGUUUUACAUGCAGUUAACUCAAACAGAACCAGAAGCUCAACGUUUUACCUCUCAUCUGCACCACCACCACCUCUGGACUCCCAUCAGUUUUGAACAUAAUAAACUGUUAUAUUUAGGUUAUAUUGAGAUCAAACUACAGGUGAAGACGUCGUACGUGUGCUCGUGUCGGACGCUGAGUCUUAUUUUGUCACUGCAGAACAUCCUGAAUACAUUUAAAUUAUUUUGAAUCAGUCCAUGUACAGAAUCUGAGUAUAAAAAUACGAGUGUAAAUAUAAAACAUACGCUGAAACCCA